Molecule: messenger RNA, 1785 nt
Organism: Chaetomium globosum CBS 148.51
Lineage: Eukaryota; Fungi; Ascomycota; Sordariomycetes; Sordariales; Chaetomiaceae
Exons: 8
Coding region: 1-1785 (594 amino acids)
Molecular function (GO): ATP-dependent protein folding chaperone; ATP binding
Source: RefSeq, a predicted model, not a curated record
AUGGAUUUCGACAAACUCAGCAUCAGCGAACGCAAGAUCAUCGUCGGCAUCGACUUUGGUACCACAUACUCGGGCGUAGCUUGGGCCGAGACACAGCGUCCAGAUCGCCGCGUUGCUGUCACCGUUUGGCCCAUCUCCAAGACAACCCGCGAGGGCGAGUCGUCAGAUAAGGUCCCGACCAAGCUGUGGUACGCCAAUGGCAACGACAAUCCGGAUUGGGGGUUUUCCAUCCCCAUGAAUGCGCCCUCAGAUGAGGUCGUUGAGUGGUUCAAGCUUGACCUUGACCCCUCUCUGCAAUCCAUGGGAACCGCAGUGACUAGCGCCGCCACGCGGGGUGGCCGCAAUGUUGACAAGCUUGUCGCCGACUACAUGUCGGCACUUACUGACCAUCUCAUGUACACCCUGCGUGAGAAGCUGGGAGAAGGUGUUGUCAAGAGCACCGCCCUCGAAUUCGUCGUCACAGUUCCCGCAAUUUGGAGCGAUUUGGCCAAAGACAAGACCAAGCAAGCCUGCCAUCGAGCCGUUGGACCCCUCUCCCAAACCACCACGCCCCCAAUUCACCUCAUCUCUGAACCCGAGGCCGCCGCCAUCUACGCCCUCCACGGCCUUGACCCCCACGGUCUUCAGGUGAACGAAAGCUUUGUCAUCUGCGACGCUGGUGGCGGUACUGUCGACCUCAUUUCUUACACCAUCACCAACCUCAAGCCCAUUCUCGAGGUUCAAGAGGCGACCCCCGGUACCGGCGCCCUUUGCGGCUCCACCUUUCUCAACAUGAGGUUUGCCAAGUUCCUCAAGGCCAAGCUGGGGAAGGCAGACGGAUGGGAUGAUGAGGUGCUCGGCGAUGCGAUGGAGAGGUUCGAGAAAACGGCACUCGGUGGCCUCGCCAACAACAAAGAGCUUGGUAUUAGCCGCGGGCGCUACGCCCUCAAGCCCCAGGCCUCGGACCUCCGUGUCAUCUUCGAACCCGUCGUGCAAGAAGUCGUCAAGCUUGUCAAGGAUCAAAUCUCGUCCUCCAAGGUUCCCAUUAAAGCCGUGCUCUUGGUCGGCGGCUUCGGUGCCUCCAACUACCUCAAGGAACGCCUUCGUGGUGCCAUCGACCCCUCCAUCCAGAUCAUGCAGCCGCCCAACGCCUGGCUGGCUGUGGUGCACGGCGCCGUCAUGAAGGGGCUGGCGCAGAGCGCGCCCGAUCAGCUGACCGCUGUGCGGGUGCAGAACCGCAAGGCGCGCAAGCACUACGGCACCGAGUGGCGGCUGCGGUAUGACGACAAGGUGCACCACCACCUACGCAACAAGAAGCACUGGUGCGGCCUGGACGGCUGCUGGAAGGUCUACACCAUGGAGUGGUUCAUCCGCAAGGGCGAUGCCGUGUCGGAGAACGAGCCCUUCUUCACCAGCUUCGUCUGGACGGGGCCCGUCUCCGGGGGCCGCAUCAAGAAGAUCAAGAUGGACAUCUACGCCGACCGGACCGCGCGAGACGCGCCCUUGGCGAGGGAUGAUAACGUCACCCUGCUGUGCCAUGUUGAGGCCGAUGUCAGCCACAUACCCGAGAAUCAGUUGCAUAGACGCAAGGGGAGUGAUGGGAACUGGUACUACGAACUCAACUGCAAGAUUGAGGCAGUCUAUCUCUCUGCUUCGACGCAGUACACCCUGUUGUACAACGGCCAGCGGUACAACUCGGUCACAACCGAGAUCGGGUUGGUGGCGUUCAUCGAGAUUUUGGAAAGGAACAUUUGGAGGAUCGCCCGGUCAAGACGGAAGGCCAUAGACAGAGUACCCAGGCCGUGA